Menidia menidia (Atlantic silverside) is the source of this 519-nucleotide messenger RNA. Lineage: Eukaryota; Metazoa; Chordata; Actinopteri; Atheriniformes; Atherinopsidae. The record is from the annotation of a GenBank genome assembly.
UUCCGGCUGUGGGCAGUAGACAACACAGGACGGCGUUCCAGUCCGAGUGAGGUCACCAUCAAAACCCCGUGUCCGACUGUGGAUGACGUCAAAGCACAGGAAAUUGCAGAUAAGAUCUACAAUCUGUUCAAUGGCUACACCAGCGGGAAAGAGCAGCAGACAGCCUACAACACCCUGAUGGACCUGGGGGCCCCCACUCUGCACCGGGUGCUCUACCACUACAACCAGCGCUACGAGAGCUUUGGAGAAUUCACCUGGAGGUGUGAGGACGAGCUCGGGCCCAGAAAAGCCGGACUCAUCCUCUCCCAGUUGGACGAACUCUCCCAUUGGUGCAAAGGUCUCCUCCAGGAGCCGAAGAUUGGCCUCCGCAGGAUGUCUCUGAAAUUCCUGUCUUGUCGUUACACCGACACCAAAGCCUUCGGCCUCAACUGGUCGGACAUGGGCCAGGACGUGCACAAGGCCUGCGACGAGCAGACGCUCGCGGUCAUGUAUAACGACUACGGUGAGCCCAAGGAGCUC